Messenger RNA from Trichoderma harzianum CBS 226.95, 1523 nucleotides. RefSeq lists its product as hypothetical. Gene Ontology annotation, molecular function: protein kinase activator activity. The transcript is spliced from 4 exons. NCBI's taxonomy places the organism in Eukaryota, Fungi, Ascomycota, Sordariomycetes, Hypocreales, Hypocreaceae. Gene Ontology annotation, biological process: positive regulation of protein phosphorylation; cell division; signal transduction. The record is from RefSeq and is a predicted model, not a curated record. The coding region runs from base 141 to 1163 and encodes 340 amino acids. Gene Ontology annotation, cellular component: cytoplasm; nucleus.
CUGUGCUCCAGUCCUCGUGCAGACUAGCGUCCUGUUGUGUUCAGGGGAGAGCGGCCUAUGGCUCUUUUCCUUGCCAUUAAACUCCCCGCCAUAAUCACGAGCUCACACUGUUUACUCCAAAGCUGCUGUCCUACCACGCAAUGUCCAACCUGUUCUCUGGAAUAAAAGCCCAGAUUCGGGGAAACUCUGCCAAGGCAGGGACUCCUGUCAAGAGUCCAACCACUCCGACCGCGUCUGAAGCCGGAGCUUCAGCUGCAGCGUCCCUUCACAGGACCGCGGCCGCGGACCACUACCCGUCCGCCAGUUCGACAUCGAGUUCAGCGCCUAGAGUGACUCUGCCCGAGUCCCUGUCGAUCGCCAAGUCAAUAGAUGUUGUGGUUCCCACGCCCCUCGAUAUCCCCCAGCCAUUGCCGCUAUGGCUCAACACGGCCUGUGCCAAACACAUUGUAAAGGGAAACUUUAUGACGUUGAGUGCUCGGCCAAAGACGGUUGACCACGGAGAGUGGGUGGCACACCAGGUGGUCGAGCACUACCGCAAUCUCUGGAACUUUGUCCGAGUCCUCCACGAGAAGGAGGAGGAUGGCACAAGCAUCUGCAACCCGACCACAUGUCCCAAGAUGUCUGCCGGCAAGAACCACUCCUAUACCUGGCUCAACAGGAAUCACGAGCCGGUGGAGCUGCCAGCGUAUGAAUACAUGACGCUGAUGCAGCGGUGGAUGUCUGGCAAGAUGGACGAUCCCGCGCUAUUCCCUACAGACCCCGACACGGUGUCGUUUGCCAUUCACCCCGAGUACACGAGCAAUGCCGCCCAGCAGGGUGGCGACGAGUGGCUUGGAGCCAGGAGCGGGUUUCCCAAGCAGCUCGGGGGCACCUGUCAACUGAUAUUCCGCCAAAUCUUCCGCGUCUACGCCCAUCUGUACUGGGACCACUUCGUGGAGCCCUUUUACCACCUCAACCUGGAGAAGCAGCUGAACAGCUGCUUCAGCCACUUCAUCCUGACGGCAACGACGCUCGAGAUGCUGCAGCCGAGCGAGCUGGAGCCCAUGCAGUACCUCAUCGACUUGUGGGCAGCCGACGGCACGUUCCCACCGGAAUCUAGACCCUACUCGUAUGCCAACGUCGAGCGCGGCCGAUACAUCCAGAGCCUGGGCACUGCAGUUUGAGAGGCCAACUAUCUACUAAUGUGCUCAUAGCAGGGGAGAACUACAGGGCCCGAUUCGAGUGGGCCUCGAGACUUUUUUGGCCGAUCCGAGUGGUCGCGUGAAAGAGAGAAGAUGAGGUGAAUGAAAGAACGAGAAGAGACAGGGAAAGGAAAAUGAGAUCCAUGAGUCACUUUUCGAGACAUCACUAGGAUGAUCUGAUACCAAGUGCUGGGUUUUCCUCCUGUGAUGACGACGAGCAUCCUAUUUUGGCCUUGUCGAUUUUUUUGAGGAGCGUCUGGAGAAGACUGAUUCUCCCACUGGACUGCUCUAAUACACACGAGAUUGCUAGAUUAUUACAAAUACCAACGAGUAUUGGCUGUG